Messenger RNA from Quercus lobata, 429 nucleotides. RefSeq lists its product as uncharacterized. The transcript has a single exon. NCBI's taxonomy places the organism in Eukaryota, Viridiplantae, Streptophyta, Magnoliopsida, Fagales, Fagaceae. The record is from RefSeq and is a predicted model, not a curated record. Bases 1 to 429 code for a protein of 142 amino acids.
AUGAAGCUGAAGGAUCUGAAAGUGAAGAACUAUCUCUUCCAGGUGAUCGACCGAACCAUUCUUGACACCAUUCUCAAGAAGGCUACUGCCAAAGAUAUAUGGGACUCCAUGAAGAAAAAAUUCGAAGGAAAUGCAAGGGUCAAGAGGUCUCAUCUUCAAGCUCUCCGCAGAGAAUUUGAAACUCUUGAGAUGAGGACCGGUGAAAAAGUAACAAAGUACUUCUCUAGGGUUAUGACAGUGGCCAACAAAAUGCGAAUUUAUGGAGAAGAUAUGCAGGAUGUUAAAGUGGUGGAGAAAAUUCUACGCUCUUUAACUGAGAAGUUCAACUAUGUUGUAUGUUCUAUUGAGGAGUCAAAGGACAUUGAUGCCCUUACUAUUGAUGAGUUACAAAGCUCAAUAAUAGUGCAUGAACAGAAGUUUCAGAGAUGA